AACAGAUGCCCACGUGGCAAACCACGCAGCAGGUGACCAAUCACAGGGUCCGUCCCAAGAACCAAUAAUCCUUCGCCACGUAUAUUCAUGACAGGACAUUCUCGUCAUUCAAUAAACACUUCUACCCGUUAUCGUCAUUUUAAUUGGAGAGCAGUGUUGUUGUUUUCCGCAUGACCCCCCCCCCCUCCUUUUGCAUUUCUCCAAAGUCUUCUCUUCCUCAGUCUACUCAGGCAAACCAUCUGAAUCGAAACGUGAAUUGGCCGUCAAUGGCGGCCCCAGAGACCUCGACGGCGAUAGCAGCAACGCCAACAACGAACGGUACCACCUUGCGUCACGCUUUUGGCAACGUUCUCUCCUUCUUCAUCCUCCUUCUGAUUGGAGUUCUUGCUUUCUCGAUCCGCCUUUUCUCUGUUAUAAAGUACGAGAGUAUUAUUCAUGAGUUCGAUCCUUACUUCAACUACAGAGUCACUCAGUUUCUAUCGAAGAAUGGGAUAUAUGAAUUUUGGAACUGGUUUGACGAUCGGACCUGGUACCCUCUUGGUCGUGUGAUUGGUGGAACAGUAUACCCUGGGUUGACCUUGACAGCGGGCACCAUUUGGUGGUUAUUGAAUUCUCUGAAUAUUCCUCUGUCUGUGGAGACUGUUUGCGUGUUCACUGCACCUAUAUUCUCUGCAUUUGCUUCAUGGGCAACUUAUCUUCUAACCAAGGAAGUUAAGGGUCCUGGUGCUGGACUGACAGCUGCUGCCCUUCUGGCCAUGGUUCCAUCAUAUAUAUCUCGAUCUGUGGCUGGUAGCUAUGACAAUGAAGCCGUAGCAAUAUUUGCUUUGAUCUUCACCUUUUAUCUCUACAUUAAGACGCUGAAUACAGGAUCACUCUUCUAUGCCACCUUGAAUGCGCUGGCAUACUUCUAUAUGGUUUGCUCUUGGGGAGGAUACACCUUCAUUAUUAAUCUAAUUCCUAUGCAUGUGCUUCUCUGUAUUGUAACUGGUCGUUAUUCUCCUCGGUUGUACAUCGCCUAUGCACCUCUUGUUGUCUUGGGAACAGUCUUAGCUGCAUUGGUGCCUGUGGUAGGAUUUAAUGCUGUCAUGACAUCAGAACAUUUUGCAUCAUUUUUGGUAUUUAUUGUUAUCCAUGUGGUUGCUUUUGUGUACUAUAUCAAAGGGAUUCUCUCUCCAAAAAUGUUCAAAAUGGCUGUAACACUUGUUGUAUCUGUUGGGCUUGUGGUGUGUUGUGCCGUGAUAGCUGUUCUCGUAGCAUUGGUAGCUUCCAGUCCAACUAAGGGAUGGAGUGGACGGAGUUUGAGUCUCCUUGAUCCAACUUAUGCUAGCAAAUAUAUACCAAUUAUUGCUAGUGUUAGUGAACAUCAACCACCUACAUGGCCAUCGUACUUUAUGGACAUUAAUGUUUUGGCAUUCUUGGUUCCAGCUGGUAUCAUUGCAUGCUUCUCACCUUUAUCUGAUGCAAGCUCCUUUGUGGUUCUGUACAUUGUCACAUCUGUAUAUUUCUCUGGAGUCAUGGUGCGCUUGAUGCUUGUACUUGCUCCAGCAGCAUGUAUCUUGUCUGGGAUUGCUCUCUCUCAGGCUUUUGAUGUUUUCACCCGAUCAAUCAAAUUUCAGCUGCCUAGUCUGACAAUGAAUUCUGAAGUUGAUGAGCAGGGUAGUAAUCCUGUUACUGUUGAGGGACAAACUGAAGUAACAAAGACUGAUAAAAGUGGGGUGACAUUGAAGGAGCGGCCUUCAAGAAAGAACAAGAAGAAGGAAAAAGAGCAGCUGGAAAAGCCUUCUGUUAAGUCCAAAGCUGAAAAGAAGAGGCUUCUGGUUUUACCUCUUGAAGCAUCUGUGAUUGCUCUUCUACUACUUGUGUUGCUUGGUGGCUUCUAUGUGGUUCAUUGUGUUUGGGCAGCAGCAGAAGCGUACUCAGCUCCUUCAAUUGUUUUAACAUCUCACUCACAUGAUGGUCUACACGUUUUCGAUGAUUUUAGGGAAGCUUAUGCAUGGUUAAGCCACAACACUGAUGUAGAUGAUAAGGUUGCAUCAUGGUGGGACUAUGGAUAUCAAACCACUGCCAUGGCUAAUCGUACAGUCAUAGUUGACAAUAAUACCUGGAAUAAUACCCACAUUGCUACUGUUGGUACUGCCAUGUCAUCUCCUGAAAAGGCAGCUUGGGAAAUUUUCAACUCAUUGGAUGUUAAAUAUGUUCUUGUUGUAUUUGGAGGUCUUGUUGGCUACCCCAGUGAUGAUAUUAAUAAAUUCCUGUGGAUGGUCCGCAUAGGAGGGGGGGUGUUCCCUCAUAUCAAGGAACCUGAUUACCUCAGAGAUGGUCAGUAUCGGAUUGACUCUCAGGCUACUCCAACCAUGCUGAAUUGUCUCAUGUACAAACUCUCAUAUUACAGGUUUGUUGAAACUGACGGGAAAGCCUUUGAUAGAGUUAGGCGAACAGAAAUUGGCAAGAAAUAUUUCAAACUUAGUCAUUUUGAGGAGGUAUUCACAACUCACCAUUGGAUGGUUCGGAUAUACAAACUGAAACCUCAGAAGAACAGGAUUCGGGGAAAGAUGAAGAAAUCAAAAUCUAAAUCCAAGUCAACAAGUAGCUCAAAAAGAAGUGGGACACUAAAGAAGAAUCCUUGGCAAUGAAAAACACCACAAUGGGUAAGUUUAUAACUCAUACGAGUAUAUGCUAGAACCUAUAGAGGGCCAUGACUUGGAAUCUUGGACAUGGUAGGUGAUUUUGCGUUAGAGAAAUGCAUAUUUUAUAAUUGAUACAAAGGAUUUGGCAGGUGUCAAUCAUCUUUGUAAUACUUAAUACAGCUUCUAGGAAACAAGUACCAAUUUUGGCGUUUUAGUCCUUACGGAACCUAUAUAGCUUUCUUUACUUUUUAGGAUGAUUGUCAGGGCGUAGAAUGCUUUUGUUUCUUUUUUCCUUUUUUUUUUUGGUAUACCCUGUUUGGUUUCCGAACUUAUUUCGCACUCAAAGAGUCCUUCCAUAAUCUGAUGCUAUACACUUGAACAAACAAAUGAUGAAAUAUACAGAAUGGCUUCGG
Messenger RNA from Rubroshorea leprosula, 3040 nucleotides. NCBI's taxonomy places the organism in Eukaryota, Viridiplantae, Streptophyta, Magnoliopsida, Malvales, Dipterocarpaceae. The record is from the annotation of a GenBank genome assembly.